AUGAACGAUAUACUUCUAUCCAAUGUUCUUCAUCUGAAUUCAAAGAAAUACUCAAGAAUAGCAGACGCAGUCGGUCGUAUACCAGGAAAGUGCUUGCGACUGUUUGGCGGUUCGCAUGUUGAUUCAUCGCUUAUCACUAUUUUCAUUGUUGGAAUUGUUCUCAGUUGUAUCCAAACUACGACGACAACUGUUAUCUUAUCUACCUAUUCGGACUCCUUGUCUUCAGCCAGCCCGGUUUUUAUCCGACCUCAUGCUACUGUUGCAGGCUAUUACCAUUAUCAGGCCCUUCAAUUUACGGUUCAGACAGAUGGUACAUACACUUUCACUAGUAAUAGUCCAUGGGACACGUAUAUCUGUUUAUACGAUAAUCCAGUUGAUCCAUCCUAUCCAUAUCAAAAUCUUAUCACAUGUGAAGAUAAGAGUGGUGAAAGCGAUGAGUCUCAAAUCGACGUUUACUUGCAGUUUGCACAAACAUAUGUUUUGAUUGUAACGACAUAUCAAAUCGAUUGGACGAGACGUUUUACGAUCAAUGCAGUGGGUCCGGAAUAUCUUAGGAUAACAUCAUUAACACCAUCUACCAGUAGACCCAUGGAAAUAACAUCUACGAUGCCACCUCCUGUCAUAUCCACUUUCUCGAGCUCCUUGUCAUCAAACAGUCCAAUAUUCUAUCGGCCGCAUUUUUUUAAUUACCAUUUUUACUUCUAUUAUGAAGCUCUUCGAGUUACUACAGACACAAAUGGUACAUAUAUUUUCGCAAGUAGUAGUUUAAUCGACACAUAUGGCUGCUUAUAUCAUGAUCAUGUCGAUCUAUUAUAUCCAUAUCGAAAUCUUAUUAUAUGUGGCGAUAAAAUGUAUGGGGUGCCGGAUUUUCGAAUCAACGUUACCCUACAACGCGUACAAACAAUUUUCUUAAUUGUGACAACGUAUUGGCCCAAUCAUACGGGAGAUUUUAAGAUCAGUGUCGAUGGACCGGACAACGUAAAUUUCAAAUCAAUCGCACCACCGACACAUGAACCUAUAAUAACAUCAACCCCGACUUCGGUGAUUAUGUUUUCAACAUACACUGGCCUCUUGUCAUACGAUACGCCAAUAUUCUUUGGAUUCAAUCGUACAGGAGAUGAUUAUUACUUUUAUGAGAUGAUUCAAGUAAAAGUUGUUAGAAAUGGUAACUACACUUUUACAAGCGAUAGUUAUUUGAGCACUUAUGGCUGUUUUUACAAGAAUUCUUACAGUCCAUUGAACUUCUCUCAGAAUUUGAUCACAUGUGAUGAUGAUGGUGGCCGUGACCAAGGAUUUCAAAUCAAUAUUACUCUCCAGCACCAAGAAGUGUAUGUUUUGAUGGUCACAACGCAUACUGCAGGGACCAUGGGAGCUUUCUCCGUCAAAGCAGUCGGUCCAGGAUUCAUUGAUUUAACAACAUAUGUACUACCAACAAGCACAUCCACCGCGACAACAACCACGACAUCACCUGCAAUACUAUCAACUUAUUUUGACAACUUUUCAUCAAACAGUCCAGUAUUCGCUCGACCUAAUGGUGCUUCAGACUCCGCCUAUUACUACCAGACUCUUCAAGUAACAGCCUUUGCAACUGAUACAUACACUUUCACAAGUGAUAGUUCAUGGGACACUUACGGUUGUUUUUAUAAUAAUUCUUUUGAUCCGUCCAAUCCUUUUGUAAAUUUAAUCGCAUGUGAUGAUGACACCGCUGGUAAGAAACAAUUUCGAAUGACUCUCACGAUGCAAUACGAACAUAUGUACGUUUUGAUGGUGACAACAUAUUCACCCUGUAUAAAAGGAAGUUUCUCAAUCCAGACGAGCGGUCCCGAUUUUGUUCGUUUCUUAUUGCUCACCCCAUCCAGCAAUAAAUCAUUCUCAGCACUAGUUUCAUCUUGUUCACGUGAAACAACAUAUCAAAUUGGUUAUCACUACAGUCCUGAAGAUGUCCGAACAUUUAUGAUCGUUCUAUCGAUUUGGCUUGGUAUCUUCUGUAUAUGUGGUAUUUGUAUCUAUCGAUACAAGUGUCAACGAAAUCGUUAUCAACCACCAGCUUUGUCUGCACAUGCAUUGAAAUUGAAAAAAAUACCUUUUCAUGAGUCAAAUAACAACGAUAGUACUCGAAUUCCAUAUAGCAUUUCGUUGCCGACAACACCGAUUCGUCGCCCCGAGGGACUUCCACCAAAUUAUGAAACGGCUCUCUCCUGUAUUGGUGAACAAAAGCAAAGAAACUUAACUCACUUCUGA
Messenger RNA from Adineta ricciae, 2241 nucleotides. The record is from the annotation of a GenBank genome assembly. Lineage: Eukaryota; Metazoa; Rotifera; Eurotatoria; Adinetida; Adinetidae.